This is a messenger RNA of Symbiodinium necroappetens, 1793 nucleotides long. The record is from the annotation of a GenBank genome assembly. Lineage: Eukaryota; Dinophyceae; Suessiales; Symbiodiniaceae.
GUCGCCGUCCUUCUUUGUCGGAGAAGCCAGCGAAGGAUCCGUGCAGUUCCACGGCUGCUUUCGGUGCUGCUGCAGUCCUCGUAACCUCCAAGUCAAUGCUGGGAGAAGAGCAUCAGAGCGUUUGCCGUCAAUCCGGGUGUAAGAGGCGAGUCGAGACGCGAAUCGAGGUGGCCAACCCAUCCCUUCGAGAGGAGAAUGCGCUGCGCUGCGGGACCCUUCUCUGCUUUUUCCUGUCCAGCACACUCAAACAGAAGGUGAUAAACCACUGGCGCUUGGCCAUGCAGAGGGAACGGCGGCAGCCGAAACUGGACGUGCGAGCUUUCCGUGCUUGGCGGCUGCAGCUCUACUUGUGGGCCUGGCAUGCAGCCGCGGUGUCUCAACAAGGUGGGGCUCCUGCGGCCUCCCUUCGCCUGGUGGCUCUCCUCCGAACGCGACGGCGGAAGGACCUGCUCUCAACAGCCUGGGCAGGCUGGCAGGUGGGCUCCACGGAAGUGGCCCGCGUGCGGUCAAGAGCAGCCGAUGCUCUGUCCACUCUGCGAAGAUUUGACUUGGCCUAUGCUAUCCUGCAAGCCUGGCACGGCGCCUUGGUCUUCGCCAACAUCCAGCGGAGCCAAGUCGAAGCUCCGGAGCUCCAAGAGCUCCAGGAGCCAGUCUGCCUCAGACCUGUACAGAGUGCCGUGUUUCAGCCGGUGCUCACGGCCUACGCAAGGACACCACCCGUGCCCGUGACGGAGCCUGUCACGACUCUGGCAGAGCCUACGACGCGACCUCUCCGCCGCGAACCGCGGAAUUUGGAGAUCCCUUCUUUCUCCAGGACGAUGUCCAGUCUCCUGUGGUGCUGGCGGCGCCUGGCUGCAGCUGGGAAGCUCCAGCGGGCGAGGAGCGAAGGGGUCCUGCGGAACCAGCGCACCUGGCUGAUCUUUGCGGUGGAGUCUUGGCGCAGGUCUGUGCUCCUCAGCAAGGUUGCGGAGGUGAAGCAGCGGCUCUCCAACCGCUCCUUCGGGCUCCUCCUCCUCUCGAGCCGGAGGGGCGCGGCGGCGGCUAUCUGGCACUGCUGGCGCUGUGCUGUGCUGCUGCUCUCCUUGGACCGCCGGGCCCUCCGCGCCGCUUCUCAGCUUGCGCGGCUCGGCGCCCGGACGAAGGAGGCCUUGCGCGGCGCGUUUCGCUGCUCCUUGGUCUUGGUGCUGCUUCGAGCCUGGCAUUGGCUGGUUUCUGCUGGCAAGCUGCACUACAGCCGUGGGAGGCUUCAAGGAGAAUUGGCCCUUGCGCUAGCCCGCGGCCAGGCCUUGGAGCGGCGUUGCUCGUCGCUGGGUCGCGAAGCCGACGCCCUCCUCCUGCUGGCCGCUUUGGGCCGCUGGCGGGGCCAUGUGCAAGCCUUUCGAGUGCUCAGACGGAGCGGGCUGGCCUUCCUCGCGCGCGAGCCACCGCGGCCGCCUGUCCAGGAGGCCUGGCUGCUUUGGCGGCUGCUGACAAGGCAGGCGCGUGAUGCGGAGGCCGCUCUUCAAAACUCCGCAGCCGAAGUGCGGCAAUCUUGCCGUGAUGCCACCCGCAGGUGUUUGGUCUCCAUGGCUGUCCUCCGUGCCUGGCACGCUCUCGUCACCGAUGCGCGGCACCUGAUGCAGACGGUUGCGCAGAGGAAGGACGUCCAGGUGCUCCUGGAGUCCCAGAAACAACGGGCGUUGCUGCUACUGGGCGGUCGGCAGACGCAGCGGCCGCUACUUCGGAUCCUUCGUGUCUGGAACGGGCCCUGUGGCACAACGUAUGCCAAGUCUUCGUUUUGCAAAAGCAUGUAA